CACCGCCGAUCGCUGAUAGCUUUUCCACGCCCGUGUGCCCCUAUACUACAGUGCUGUUGGGCACCUCGUUCGUCGGAUGUUUACCAUCACAUAGUAGUUUGCACGCGAGCCCGUAGAAGGGAAGUGGUAAUUAUACACAUCCUUUUAAUAGUUACAGCCAAAUAAUUCUACCUCGACGGUCUUCGCAAGCGUUCCUAGUCUCGUCGCCAUCGUGUUGAAAAUUAAGCUGUGGACGAACACAAUUAUGAGUGAUGAGGGAAGAAGACUUAGAAAUAGCAUUAAAGGUGGUGAUCGUGGGAAAUGGCGCAGUUGGAAAAUCAAGUAUGAUUCAACGUUACUGCAGAGGAACGUUCACCCGAGACUAUAAAAAAACAAUCGGAGUCGACUUCUUGGAGAGACAAAUAGAAUGCAACGGAGAAGAUGUAAGGUUAAUGCUAUGGGAUACAGCUGGCCAAGAAGAAUUUGACGCCAUUACCAAAGCCUAUUACAGAGGAGCUCAAGCAUGUGUAUUGGCAUUCUCAACAACAGAUAGAGAUUCUUUUGAAGCUAUUCAUUCAUGGAAAAUCAAGGUAGAAGAUGAAUGUGGAAAAAUACCAACAGUUAUUGUUCAAAAUAAAAUAGAUUUAAUUGAACGCAGUCAAGUUGAUCCCCAAGAAGUUGAUAUGCUUGCUCGAUCAUUAGGAUGCAAGCUAAUAUGUACAUCAGUUAAAGAUGACGUCAAUGUCAAUAAUGUAUUCAGAUAUUUAGCCACACGAUGUUUGAUGGAAAUACAAAAAGAAGAACAAGAGUACAUGUCAGGAAAUGGAAUACAUCAAACAUACACUAUAGGUUCAUUUGGUGCAGUUCCAUAUCAUAACAGAAAUUCUUCUACAACAAUUAAAUUAAGAUCAGGAAAAAUGAGACAAAAGAAAAAAAAUAUAUUUAAGAACUCUUGUGUCAUACCAUAAAAAUUUCCAAUGAUUACUUUUCCUGUAUAACAAAUGUUAAUUAAGAAAUUAAAAAUUAAAAAUAAUAAUAAAAAAAAAAAAAUUGUAUCA
Sipha flava (yellow sugarcane aphid) is the source of this 1037-nucleotide messenger RNA. RefSeq names its product ras-related protein Rab-23 (gene Rab23). The record is from RefSeq and is a predicted model, not a curated record. The transcript has 7 exons. Gene Ontology annotation, molecular function: GTP binding; GTPase activity. Lineage: Eukaryota; Metazoa; Arthropoda; Insecta; Hemiptera; Aphididae. Bases 252 to 947 code for a protein of 231 amino acids.